GGCUGACUGGCAGAACUUGAACUUGGACAACGCUCCUAAGAAGUCAUAUUUUGCCUGAUGUCUGAUUCAAAACCCUUCCGGGUCAUCAUGUGGUGUGUACCACGUUCGAUAUCGACUGCCAUCGCCAAGUGUUUCAGUUUUAUUGAUAACACAGAGGUAUGGUUUGAGCCCUAUUGUCUAGCCUUCUUUCAAGACUUUAUAUUGAAAGGAAUGGGCGUUCCUCUUCCGAGGAGCUGUGGUGAUUUUGACCCGGAGGCGUUCUUAGGUCCAUUAAAAGCCAUGAUGAAAGGCUCUCCCAUGGAACAUGUUUUCUUGCCAGAAAAGAUGGACGUGUCACUAAUGUUGCGCGAUGGGAUAAGGCAACAGCUUGAAAGUCAACCCGACAAGCCUACAUUCAUCAAGGACAUGGCGUAUGGCGUCACAGGGUACCUAGAUCUCUUACCCAAGAAAGAGGCAGGUUACAAACACACGUUUCUGAUCCGUGAUCCUGAGCGGAUGUUCCCUUCCUGGAGAACCCUUCUGAUAACUCAGGUUGCCCAGAUGCCAAUGCCGGGAAGGAAAUCUGUCGACCCUGCUACCUUCGACAUGACCACAGAUGUGCCGUUCAUGAUGCCAGGCUACACCUACAAAUGCCAGUAUGACCUCUGGAAGCACGUCAAGGAGAACUUUGACCCAAACCCUGUGGUCAUUGACGUCGACGAACUGUUGGCCAAUCCUGCGGAUAUGCUUCCGAAGUACUUUGAAGCUUGUGGAAUGCCCUGGGAUGCUAAGUAUCUCCAGUGGGAUGCUAGUCCAGACAUAGUGAAGACAUGGCGGUGUAUAUUACCCAUGUCCGGGACCAGAGCGGAUGGCACUAUACGUCUUGUCCACAAGAUAGCCUUUGAAAGUUCUGAAUUCCGAGCAUCGAAACCAAAGCUUCCUCGAUCAGAGAUGACCCCGGACACAAUCAAGGCUAUAGACGCCACAGCAGACUACUACAAAGAAAUGGCCGAAACAAGGAUCAAAGCUUCAGAAAAUUCAAAUGCAUGAUGAAAACAUACUUUUUGUAUUGCUGCCGUGAUAAUGAUGAAAUGUUUAUUUUCAGUUGUACUAUUAUAGAAAUUUUAUUCUAUGAACAUGGUGAAAUUAAUUAUAAUCAGGAAACGAUCGAAUACUACAGUCACACAAGGAAACCGCCCCCGACCGAUACUGACCAAAGCUGAAAAUAAAAUAAAACACGUUGUUUAAGCUCGUCACUCGAGCAACAAGUUGUUAAAACUAUUUUAUGAUUGUCUAAACUUUUUAAACAACUUGUUUAAAAAGUUUAAACAGCAGUUGGAUUGACAGGCUUAAACAACGUGUUUAAAAUUUUAAACAGCGUUUUUACAGUGUAUACGUUAUUGCCAAUGGUGUACCAGCUGUCGGUUAGGAGUAAGUUUCGUGUGACUAUUGCACAACAGGGGCUGCGGAACCGGGGUUGGUGGGCUUCACCCCCCUCGCUUUUUUUUUCCAAAACCGUGUACAAAUCUGAUUGUGAUUCUAUACAUGGUCCAUAUAGGCGGAUCCAGGGGGGGAGGGGG
This is a messenger RNA of Lytechinus pictus (painted urchin), 1559 nucleotides long. RefSeq lists its product as uncharacterized. The transcript has 4 exons. The coding region runs from base 58 to 1029 and encodes 323 amino acids. The record is from RefSeq and is a predicted model, not a curated record. NCBI's taxonomy places the organism in Eukaryota, Metazoa, Echinodermata, Echinoidea, Temnopleuroida, Toxopneustidae.